AUGGGUGGAUGUGCUGGUAAGAAUAAGUCUAAAAAGUCCAAUUCUAAUGAACUUAAAUUGGAUUCAAACAAAGAGCCAGAUUCAAAAGCAAAAGAUACGAAUUCCCGAUCUAAUGUUUCAUCGUCGCAGUCGAAGACUUUAACAUCGUCGAAUGGUGUGAUAGUAAAUAAUGAUAAUAACAAAACUAAUCCAAAUACGGGAAAAAGUGGUAUCGAUCGGGAUGUUCAAAUUGCAAUAGACGAACAAAAUGGAAUUAGCAAUGCAUUACGUCAACCAGUUUCUAAUCGCGUUGUACCAGUGACAGAUGCUGAACUUGAAAUUGAACUAGCUAGACUUGUGUAUGGCAAUCCAGAAAAAGAUUACGCAGAGAAUGCAUCUAUUGUUCCUGUUUUCAAAAGUACAGAAGUUUAA
Molecule: messenger RNA, 411 nt
Organism: Rotaria socialis
Lineage: Eukaryota; Metazoa; Rotifera; Eurotatoria; Philodinida; Philodinidae
Source: the annotation of a GenBank genome assembly